Rubroshorea leprosula is the source of this 2568-nucleotide messenger RNA. The record is from the annotation of a GenBank genome assembly. NCBI's taxonomy places the organism in Eukaryota, Viridiplantae, Streptophyta, Magnoliopsida, Malvales, Dipterocarpaceae.
AAAAAUGGCAUCUCACAUUGUUGGAUACCCUCGCAUGGGACCCAAGAGAGAGCUCAAGUUUGCUUUGGAAUCUUUCUGGGAUGGGAAGAGCAGUGCUGAUGACUUGAAAAAGGUUGCAGCUGAUCUUAGAUCCUCCAUCUGGAAACAGAUGGCUCAUGUCGGGAUCAAGUACAUCCCCAGCAACACUUUCUCUUACUAUGACCAGAUGCUUGACACUACCGCUAUGCUUGGUGCUGUUCCACCAAGAUACGACUGGAAUGGCGGGGAGAUUGGAUUUGACACCUACUUCUCCAUGGCCAGAGGAAAUGCCUCUGUUCCUGCCAUGGAAAUGACCAAGUGGUUUGAUACCAACUACCAUUUCAUUGUUCCUGAGUUGGGACCUGAAGUGAACUUCUCUUACGCUUCUCACAAGGCAGUUGAUGAGUACAAGGAGGCUAAAGCUCUUGGAGUAGACACUGUUCCAGUCCUCAUUGGUCCUGUCUCAUACUUAUUGUUGUCUAAACCAGCAAAGGGUGUUGAGAAGAGCUUCCCUCUUCUAUGUCUUCUUGGAAAAAUCCUUCCCAUCUACAAGAAAGUUAUUUCUGAGCUUAAAGCUGCUGGUGCUUCCUGGAUUCAGUUCGAUGAGCCCACCCUUGUGUUGGAUCUUGACUCUCACAAACUGCAAGCAUUCACUGAUGCUUAUGCUGAAUUGGAGUCAACUCUAUCUGGACUGAAUGUUCUCAUUGAGACCUAUUUUGCUAAUAUUCCCACUGAGGCAUACAAGACCCUUACUACCUUGAAGGGUGUUACUGCUUUGGGGUUUGAUUUGGUUCGUGGAACCAAGACUGUUGAUUUGAUCAAGAGUCAUUUCCCCAAGGGGAAGUACCUCUUUGCUGGAGUUGUUGAUGGAAGGAAUAUCUGGGCAAAUGACCUUGCUGCUUCUCUCAAUAUCUUGAAUGAUCUAGAGGCUGUUGCGGGCAGAGACAAACUAGUGGUGUCCACUUCCUGCUCACUUCUCCAUACAGCUGUUGAUCUUGUUAAUGAGACUAAGCUUGAUCAGGAGAUCAAAUCUUGGCUUGCAUUUGCAGCCCAGAAAGUUGUGGAAGUGAAUGCAUUGGCCAAGGCACUGGCUGGUCAUAAAGAUGAGGCAUUCUUCUCUGCAAGUGCUGCUGCCCAGGCUUCAAGGAAGUGCUCCCCAAGGGUUACCAAUGAGGCUGUGCAAAAGGCUGCGGCGGCUGUGAACGAUUCUGACCACCGCCGUGCAACAAAUGUCAGUGCUAGGCUGGAUGCUCAGCAGAAGAAGCUUAACCUACCAAUCCUCCCCACCACUACCAUUGGGUCCUUCCCUCAGACCAUAGAACUUAGGAGAGUUCGUCGUGAAUACAAGGCUAACAAGAUCUCUGAGCAGGAUUACAUUAAAGCCAUUAAGGAGGAAAUCAAAAAGGUUGUUGAACUCCAAGAAGAGCUCGAUAUUGAUGUCCUGGUUCAUGGAGAGCCUGAGAGAAACGAUAUGGUUGAAUACUUUGGUGAACAGUUAUCUGGUUUUGCCUUCACUGUUAAUGGGUGGGUACAAUCUUAUGGAUCUCGUUGUGUCAAGCCACCAAUUAUCUAUGGUGAUGUCAGCCGCCCCAAGCCAAUGACUGUCUUCUGGUCAUCUACAGCCCAAAGCAUGACUGCCCGCCCCAUGAAGGGAAUGCUUACUGGUCCUGUUACCAUCUUGAAUUGGUCCUUUGUCAGAAAUGACCAACCCAGACAUGAGACCUGCUAUCAGAUUGCUUUAGCCAUAAAGGAUGAAGUGGAGGAUCUUGAGAAGGCUGGUAUUAAUGUCAUCCAAAUCGAUGAGGCUGCCCUGAGAGAAGGAUUGCCUCUUAGGAAGUCUGAGCAGGCUUUCUACUUGGACUGGGCCGUCCAUUCCUUCAGGAUCACCAACUGUGGCGUCCAGGAUACCACCCAGAUCCACACCCACAUGUGCUACUCUAAUUUCAACGACAUCAUCCACUCUAUCAUAGACAUGGAUGCUGAUGUGAUCACCAUUGAGAACUCCCGUUCUGACGAGAAGCUCCUCUCAGUUUUCCGUGAGGGAGUAAAGUACGGUGCAGGAAUUGGUCCCGGUGUCUAUGAUAUCCACUCUCCAAGAAUACCAUCAACUGAGGAGAUUGCCGACAGAAUCAACAAGAUGCUCGCUGUUCUUGAGACCAACAUCUUGUGGGUUAACCCUGACUGUGGGCUCAAGACCCGCAAGUACGCUGAAGUAAAGCCAGCACUCAAGAACAUGGUUGCAGCCGCCAAGCUUCUCCGCACUGAACUUGCCAGUGCCAAGUGAGAAGGCUCAUUAGACAUUGGAGAGUUCAUUCAUCCCAUACCAUAUCUAUGUUACUCAGAAGUCAAAAGAAAAAGCAAAAAAUGAUUUCCGUGUUAUCAUUUUAAUAACUGGCUCAUUACCCUGGGGGAAAGUGAUUUCGCAUUUUGUUUCUUUUAUAAUUGUUUUUCUUUCCCUGUUUUUUUUUUAUAAAGAAUAUGCCUUCAACCUGAUUGAAAGGCUUACAAUUGGUUGGUGUAUCUCAGGUGGAAUGAAAUAUUGUCAUGGUU